UUCCUCAAAUGACAAUGUGGGUCACAAACCUCCAUCUACUUCUUCUGUACGUUUGCAUGAAGCCUGGAGCCUCUCCCCAGCAGCAGUAUUUACCACCACUCCUUUGUGUGGGGCCCCCAGAGUUUGGGCCCCCCCCAUUGGCUACAAAUAGUCACUACACUAAAUAUUAAAUUACAUGCCUUAUUUAGAUUAUACUGAAGCAGCGUGUUCUGCUAGCCAGCAAGCUAGCUACAAUCUUCUUACUCUUCUUCUUCAAUCUUCUUACUUUUUGAAUAUGGCCCCAGAAAGCUCCGUGAUACACAGUCCCAUGGGACUGCAGGACUGUGUAACAUGGAGGAGACAUGCAAACAUCUCCAAACAUCAUCUCACCAUCAUAUUAAAUAUAUGACUAUAUUAAUAUAUUAAUGGGUUCUUUGUGUUUAUGCAUAUCAACACAUCAAGAGCCAGAGAGUGACAUAAUUAAGAUUACAAAAAAACACAAAACCAUUCUUCAGUAAAGCCAAAUUUACACCAAAUUGAGGCCUACUCACACUUCACUAAAGCAAAUAUUUUGGCUUUAAUAUUUUGGCCAUCAUUCGAAGUAAACACGAUAAUUUCCCACACAUUUUCUAUGUUUUGUUCUAUCUGCCACGGGGAAUAAAACCGGUAUUCAUGUUUUAGGUGGCCACAAAACGCUUUUUCAACGAUGAACAGCUGUGGCGUAAAUUUUGUGAGAUAAUAUGCUGAACGCGACAGAAAUACACUGCACCUAAGUAGUAUGCGCAAUUACAAGCGGUAUAGUGGUCCCUUGCGGCCAAGAGGUGUCAGACUUAAAUAUAAAGAAGAAAAUGAGCGCUUUACUAACCUUUUCUCAGCUUCAAUAACAGAAAUAUUCUCCACGUAGCACGUACCUUAUUCCUUAAAUGUAAAAUUUUGCGUUAGUUAUCAAAUUCGUGUUUCCUAAAAAAACUAUUGUUGCAAAAAUAAAUAUUUCUGAAUGUUAAUGAAUGACUUGUGAAUUCUGGAUGUAAAGGUUAGAGCCUUUUGCUAUUUUUUCCCUCUUUUAAUUGUCAAUCUCGCCAUGUAUUUCCGAGGAUAUUUAAGUCAACUAAAUUUUGAUAAGAUUAAAUUUAUAGCAUUAAUUAAUUAUAAGGUGCCCCCUAAGCAAUUUUGUUUUAAUUAUAAUUAAUUCGAUGUCCUACAUUCUAGUCUUCCUGCAUCAUUAACUCCGUAAUGGUCAAGGACAACUGCAUAUAAAUUACGAAGAGGCAAAUUAAAUCAAUAUGCUACAUGCAGAAUCCAUUCCUACUUCCAUGGUCCAGGUUUUCCUGGAAAUAAUAGGAACUUACUUGAAAUUGAAGCCUACAAAAAACUACUGUUGUGCGGAUUUUAUUACUCGGUUUGCCGUUGAAAUGUGGAAAAACCAAAGCCUACAAUGAAAAUCAUGACCUGGAAAUUCCAUAAGAGAAAGUUGCAUUUGGGUUCACGGCAAUAUUGAUAUUACCCUCGUGUGUGAUUUAGGAAAGCAGACAUUUUUAGCCCUGGAUUUUUUAACAGGGAACACGGAGUCCUGGGAAUGCCCGUUUUGCGGACUGUUCAUUGAAUGCAUAUGUGCGGCUGCGGUCGUGGAGCUCUCCCUCCUGGGCAUGCGCGGUACAUGUACAGGCGUUUAAAAGUUGGGGCAAAGAUCUUUCAGCUUUAACUUAAGAAUUCUUUCUUCGCAGACAACUUUUCGUGCCAUUAGGCUGGACGAUGAUAUCAGUGGUGCUGGCGACGGCGCUCGCCGGAUUUGCGGCCGCCCUGGUCUUCCAGAGGAUGUUUUACCCCUUCUUUUGGGAUGAUUUGAUUUAUUACCUAAAAGUUCGGCAAGUUGGAGGACUGAUGAGGUUAAGGAUGAAGAAUGGUGUUGUCACUUUCAUCGACUGCUUUGUUCACCAGGCGAGGAAAAUCCCCGAUAAACCCUUCAUCCUUUAUGAGGGUCAGGUUUUAACAUAUCGGGAGGUAGACAUAAGAAGCAACAAAGUGGCACAGGUAUUCAGGGAAUAUAGUGGUUUGAAAAAAGGAGACAUCGUCGCGCUCCUGAUGAACAAUGAGCCCGAUUUCAUCUGCGUUUGGUUCGGACUUUCCAAGCUGGGCUGCGAGGUCGCAUUUUUGAACUUUAACAUCAAAUCCAAGUCCAUUCUUCAUUGCUUCCAGAGCUGCGGUGCAAAAACUCUCAUCGUAGGCAGAGACUUGGUCAUGUCCCUGGAGGAAUUGCUGCCCUCUUUACAGAGCAGUGGGGUUGACUUGUGGGUUGCAGACGCCAGCUCGCCUUGCCCGGGCGUGAACACUUUACUGGACAAGCUGGAAUGCGCUUCAGGCGAGCCACUUCCCGUAAGGGGGUUUCCUCCCGCUGACAUCAUGUCCAACUUCCUGUUCAUCUUUACCUCAGGAACUACAGGCCUGCCCAAGGCGGUCCGUGUCGGGCACCUCAAAGCCGUCAUGUGCCAGUGCUUUCUGAAGAUAUGCGGGGCCAUCGCCAGUGACAAUGUGUACAUCGCUCUCCCACUGUACCACAUGUCGGCCUCCCUGCUGGGAAUCGGCGGCUGCAUUGAGCUGGGAGCCGCAUGUGUUUUGAAAAAGAAGUUCUCUGCAAGCCAGUUUUGGAAGGACUGUCAGCAGUACCAUGUGACUGUGUUUCAGUACAUCGGGGAGCUGUGUCGCUAUCUCGUUACCCAGCCCAAGGGUGUCGAGGAGACAGCUCACAGCGUGCGACUCGCAAUCGGGAGCGGACUGCGGCCGGAUGUGUGGAGGGAGUUUGCCAGGCGUUUCGGGAAGAUUCGCAUUUACGAAUCGUAUGGCUUGACCGAGACCAGCAUCGGCUUUGUGAACUACACCCGGGAGGUCGGGCCCAUCGGCCGCGCUGGAUACUUCAACAAGGUCAGAUCUUACCACAACAUUGAUGCGUUUUAACAUCUAAAUAGCAUC
Paramormyrops kingsleyae is the source of this 2946-nucleotide messenger RNA. The record is from RefSeq and is a predicted model, not a curated record. NCBI's taxonomy places the organism in Eukaryota, Metazoa, Chordata, Actinopteri, Osteoglossiformes, Mormyridae.